This is a messenger RNA of Octopus sinensis (East Asian common octopus), 690 nucleotides long. RefSeq lists its product as uncharacterized. The record is from RefSeq and is a predicted model, not a curated record. The transcript is spliced from 2 exons. The coding region runs from base 94 to 444 and encodes 116 amino acids. NCBI's taxonomy places the organism in Eukaryota, Metazoa, Mollusca, Cephalopoda, Octopoda, Octopodidae.
UUAAAUGCAGACGACAUUGUUUCCAGUGAGACACGUCUGCUUAUUCAUUUUAUCGGCUGAAAGUGAAGUUUAUUUAACAACUCUGAAACAGUCAUGAACCUUAAAGGAAUGGAAACACCAAUUCAAUAUCCUUUGAUUCUCAUAUUGCCGCUAGCCUUGACUCUCGUAUUUUCCAUGACUCCAUUAACUGGAGAAUCAACAUGUGACGAAGUCAUUUUCAAGGAAAUCACUAAAUCAAAAUGCUUAAUUGAUCAGAUGAAGAUUCUUGUAAACACAUCUUCUACUGAAGAAUGUGCACUUCGGUGUGUUUUGCACCUGAAGUGCCAAUAUUUUAGCUACUGUAAUGGUUCAUGUUAUAUGCACCGAUUGCUUUACGAGAAAGAAAUUAAAGAUUAUGAUUGUAACUGUUCAUCGUAUAUUUUGCUCUCUGAUACGCGUAAGUAAAUCAUAAUUUUCUUGUCUUCUGCUUUUGUAAAUUUUAGCAUCAUUGACCCUAUGUCAGUCAAGGUCACCAGCCCCAAUACACGCUCUCACAUACACAUGCACGCACACCUUCAUUUUGGGAUCACCACUACUUUAUUAUCUCCCCUUCUUCCUAGCUCUCCUAUCUGACCACCUCUGUCCAGCCAGCUGCCAUGAUCGACCACUAGCCACUAAAGCUUUUUUAUUUUUAUUCUCUCUGUUUAUUUU